GUAAGUAUAAACAUUAAAUUUGCAGUUAUUUAGUUUGUUAUGAUUGUUCUAUUACUUGUCAUUUGUCUUCAGAAAUAUGUCUAUGCACAGUCUUGCCAAGAGGAUGACUUGGUGUUAAAAAGUACUGAAUGCGAUAUCUCAGGAAACAGGUGGCUUUUCAAAAUUCCUAAAAUCGAUGGAAAAUGUGACCUCAAUGAGAAAAGUAUACCAAAGAAAGUUAAUAACUGUUAUAAAACUUGCCCCACUGGAAUGCAUCUUGACCUUUUAUCACAAGACUGUGAAGUUUGCCCACCUGGGACAUAUUCAAAAGGUGAUACAUUUGAGGUGACAAAGUGGGACACUAUGCCAGAAGUUCUUUCUUUUGAUGUUACGUACGGCAAUAACUAUAAUUCAAAAUGCAAUCUAACCGGUUGGUCACCUCAGGGUAAAUAUUUAUUAGGCAAGACUACGGCCAAUUGCGCAGUUACACUUUCAAUGAAAGUUUACAACCUUAAACCUGGAACCAUAACAUUCACAUAUCAAAUUGAAGAAUACGGUGCAAUGGCUUUCUUUACCAUGAGAAAUGAAAGAUGUUCACAGUUACCGGGAGGCAGUUAUCUCUUACGACUUACAGGUCCAUAUGCCUAUGAAACACUAACAUUCAGUGUACCUGUUGGACAUAAUAUUCUACAAUGGUAUUUGUUUGUUGAGAAUGUUUACGUACAACAGUUAUAUGGGCUGAAAGAUCCUGAAAUACAUAUCAAAGAAAUUCGUUUGACAGGAACACCACCUGUGACAACAUGCAUCCCUUGUGCACCGGGAAGUUUUGGAGCGCAUGCGAAAUCUGGUCAUUGUGAGUUAUGUCCAAGAGAUACAUAUUCUGAUGAAGGUGCCAUUUCGUGUACACCUUGUCCAGAUCAUGAAUUUUCAGGCACUGGAUCUUCGGCAUGCAGUCCACGUCCCGUAUGUGUGAAAGACGACUAUACAAGCUACUGGACCUCAUGUGACAAAAACCAGAUGACUCAACGUAGAUGGAAAUGGAUCGAACCAAAAAUAUGUGAUGAAAUCCGUGGUGUUAAACUUCCUGAACCAGAUAAUCCUACACAAUGCCAUAAAUGUCCAGUUGGUACAUUCCCUUUAAAAGAUGACAUCUGUGAAUUAUGCUCAUCUGAUAAAACAGAGGAAAGUUCAAAUUCAGAAAGUUGUGUUAAAUGCCCAAGUGACCAAGUUCCAAUAUAUGGGUUUCGUUUUGAUAACUGGUGUCGUAUGCCAUCCGUAUUGAAGACCAACUGUCGCAAUUUCUUUGGUGUAAAAUGCGAUGUUUGGGAACGGGAUAUGACAUCACUAAGAGGUGGAGUUGGCAUGCAUAUGGACGAAGUAGCAACUUUGGAAUUCCCUAUUCCCGAUGGUUUUAUUACAGCUUCUCCAGAUGUUAAUGUGGGAACAACAUUAACCUUUUUGCAAUCACCUAUUCCAAAUACAUUUGUACGCAUUGAAUUCGAGACAGUAUGCCGUUCAAGAUGUCAGUUUUCGAUGAAACAGGCUUUUCUUGCUGGAAAUGAACAAAUUAUUUCCACUUGGAUUGGUACAACCGAAAGGAAGAAUUUCACUUUUCGCGUACGAGAAGCUAGUGGAACUAAAUUUAUCUGGACUUUUGAUAAACCUGGAGUGCCAGGCAGUUACAACUCUGCUUUACAAGAUCAUGUCAAGAUUUAUCAGAUAGAAGCUACAAAUGUCAAGAACAGUAAUCCUAUUGGUUGUCAAAAGUGUUUAAAUGGAAUUGAAGAUGGGAGAUGUAAACGUUGUCCACCUGGUCUCUACUAUACACUUCAAUUUGAUGAAAUUAAAAAGUUAAAUGUUAUUAAUUGUACAAAGUGUCCAGAUAAUUCAGUUGUAGUUGCUGAUGCAUCUAACUUACAUACAGUAGAUGAAGCCUGUCGUCGUUGUGAAUCUGGUACUAUCGCAACAAAUGAUAGUAUCUGUAUGACUGAUACACGACCAACUACACCAUCUGGAUUUCAGUAUGACCUAAGUGAUGUGAUUGAUAAGGUUCAUACUGUAUCCAGCCCAAAAAUGUUCACUCCGUCCGGAACAGCCUACAGUCACGAGUUUCGCAUUAACAUGGCGUAUGGUAAAACUGUUCAGUGUGUGGAGAAUUCUUCUAUUUUAGAUCAGUACACCGUGCAAGCACUGAUAUGUCGACAUACAAACCUUGAAUUAGCGAAUCAUAACCUUGGUAAAGCGUACUCCAAACCGACAAGAUUAGCCGAUCGUCUUGUCCGUAUGGUACCAAGUAACACGACACCGGAGUUUUGGCAAGAAAUAAAUGCUAAUUUAACAAAAGCAGGAUGGGAUGAAGAUAAAACUGGUAACGAUCUGCAUUACAUAUUUACAUCUGAUGACCAUAGUUCAAAUUGUCCUCUGGGAAGAACGUCAGUGAUAACACUUCGAUGUGUAUUCACACAAGAAAUUAGUAAAUUUAUGAGUCAAAUUCAAGAUAUUCCAGACUACAUUUAUGGCAAAAUUGAAUUACCGCCAGCCUGUCCUGAUGGGACAUGUGAUGGAUGUAAUUAUCACUUCUUAUGGCUUACUAUGUAUGCUUGUCGCAUGUGUAGAGAAAAUGAUUAUGAAAGAAUCUUAGGUGAAUGCGUAUAUGGUUACAGAAAAGUACAUCUCCGUGCUCCAUGGGAAUGUCGAAUUGAACCUGGCAGAAAUCUUACUGUUAUUGAAACGUGUCCAAUACUGACUAAGGCUCAAAUUGCGGCUAUCUUUCUAACUACUUUUGUCCUGAUUAUCUUGGGAUUGAUUAUUUUUGUAUGCUAUCGCCGAAAUAAGACGCUCGAAUACAAGUACAUGAAACUUGUGCAAAGUACAUCCGGAAAGAAUCAAGUAACUAGUUGUGCAUUAGAUGAUAAUGAAGUGGAUAUUAGUGGUGGCAAUACUUACUACACGGGUGAAAAUUAUAACAAAAUGGGUGGUGUACACAUAAAAUCAUCACCAAGUUAUACAAAUUCAAGUGGUGUUGUUUUAGAACCGAAUGAAUUUCUUCAAGGUGAACAUUUUGCACAAGCUGGCUUUAAAGGGUUGCCAAAGGUGAAUCUUCCACCUAUUAUAUUCAAGACCAAAGGUGAUACUGACCGGGAUAUUCUGACAGAAAAUGAUGAAGCUUAGUGGAAUUCUGUUCAUGAGCUGUUCCACUCCUUCAUACUGUCAUCGGCAUUCAUUAAUCAAUCAUCUCCAUUUCACUUAAAUUGCACUCACGAUUUCUGCUUCUUGUGCGAUUCAUCUGAAUUUGUUUCUUCUUAUUUCACUAGCGUUCAUAUACAUUCACCCACUACUUACAGCCACAAAAACUAUUUGUUUAAAGAAACGUAUUUGAAAAUCUCAGGCAUAUUUAAUAUCUUCAUUCCACUACUGAAAGAAUGAAUCCUUUUAUAACAAAAUGUGUAUGAUAAUUUUUUAAGUUUUUAAUUUCUCGUUUUCACUGUAACUUCCUAACUGUCCACUCCUUUAUAGAAAAAAUCCAGCAAAAUAUCUAGAAUUUUGUUUAAGAUGUCAUACUUAUAUACAACAGUGUGCCAUUUUAGCAGGUUCCGUGAUUUUGAGACAAAAAUGAAACUUCAAAAUUGUAAAGUGAAAAUUUUUUUCCUUUUUUGAAAAGUCAUUUUUCAGAUAUUUUCUUGAGACAAAAAAUGUAACUUUUAAAUCUUGUUUUUUCGUGUAGGCAAUUGCAUAACAACUAACUGAGGUUUUCUCCUUUGUACUCCAACUGUAUUACUAUUAAUACUUCAAAUAUUAUGGUUAUCUAUUUCAUAAUACAUCCUCUUUUAAUAUGUUUUAUUUUUCCAUCUUCACUCUAUUACCUAAUCACGUUUUGUUCAUUUAGUUAAUUAUGAUGAAAGUAUUUUGUUUGCUCUUCUCCUUUUUCUAUGCAUGAAAAUCUUUAAGCAUUCUCAUCUAUUAUCAUUAAACUACUACUACUACUGCUACUGUUCAUCAUAUGCCUAUUUGAAUGUCAUUUUGUUGUAUGCGACAAGGGAGACAGAAAAGAAGUAGGAGAAGAAAGAAAAAGGCUUAAAGAGUUUUCUGAAAAUCUUUAUGAUUGGCUAAUUUUAAUUCGAUUAAAUAAUCUAUAUUUGUAUGCUUCAAAAGUAAGAAAGUGAUAACUGUCUUUUGUUACUUGCUAAUAAUUUCAAAGUGAAAUUAUAGUAAUCCAUGUAUUUUCACUUGGAAAUUAAUUGUUCCACUUUCUUGAUAGCAUAAAAUGUAAAAUCUUUUAAAGUUCAUUCAGCAACAAGAUUCAAUGUUUUUUACAAGUUAAACGGUAGCACUUUUGCUUCUGUAAAAGUCAAUCUAGAAGGCUUUUUCAAAUAUAUUGGCUGGUAGAAGUUAAGCUCAGAAUUAAGACUGAUUGGUAACGCAUAAGUAAUGCUAACAAUGAGCGAAAUGUUUUCCCUAUUAGGUCUUAAAGAAAACUUUCAAAUUUUAAACUUCACUUUGCUUUCAAAAGUAAUGAAUUAAAUCGUCCAGACACAUAUAUUUGGGAUUUUUAUAUGAACUAGCUAGAUUAAUAUUUAUAUUUUAGUGACAACAGGAAAGCAUCACUAGCCUAUGGUUGUAAGAAGGCAAACUGUGAAACUCUUUCUUGCAUAUUCAUCAGUUUGACGGAGUGAUUUAUUCCAGCCUGUCACCUUACUUAAAAUGUGAAAUGAUUUCUGACAAAAGCUCUACUAUUUUUACAUGGGUGUGUGAAAAUCGCUCAACAAUCAAGACUAAC
Molecule: messenger RNA, 4756 nt
Organism: Trichobilharzia szidati
Lineage: Eukaryota; Metazoa; Platyhelminthes; Trematoda; Strigeidida; Schistosomatidae
Source: the annotation of a GenBank genome assembly